This is a messenger RNA of Bactrocera latifrons, 3793 nucleotides long. RefSeq lists its product as uncharacterized. NCBI's taxonomy places the organism in Eukaryota, Metazoa, Arthropoda, Insecta, Diptera, Tephritidae. Gene Ontology annotation, biological process: regulation of transcription by RNA polymerase II; chromatin remodeling. The transcript has 3 exons. Gene Ontology annotation, cellular component: NuA4 histone acetyltransferase complex. The record is from RefSeq and is a predicted model, not a curated record. Gene Ontology annotation, molecular function: histone binding. The coding region runs from base 107 to 3793 and encodes 1228 amino acids.
CGUCAGGUUUUCCUGGCACAUCUACUAUUUUGUUUUUUUGCAUACUAAUUUGUCGGAGAAAGCGGAAUCUUCAAUUUUCGUCAAAAAUUGUAGUGCUUCGUUCACCAUGCUUCCCAACACUAUUUCAUCACAAAAGCGUAAGCAUUCGAGCGAAUACCAUGAUCCGGAUUACAUACGAUUGUAUUCAAGUCCAUAUAAAAAGUUGCGCCAUGGUGAAUCUAAUAUUAUGGGAAAAAACGUAUUUUUAACACCCACGAAAACUAAAUUGAAAUGUAUUUCCGAAAUAAUUUCAAAUGAGUUUCAAAAGGAAAUAUCUUUAAAACAAGAACAUUUAGCUGCGAUUGAAAAACGUUUAGAUCAAGCUCGCUCUUUGUUGGAUCGUUUGCGGUAUGUAAUUGUAUCAGACUAUUACCAGAAACAAGACUUAUCAAUAUCAGCAUAUGAUACCCUAGCAAUUCGUGGAAAAGAAACUCUUUUCGAAAAAGAGGUUCAUGGUCUUCAAAUAGCACUGCACCCAUCUUUUAAAAAAAGAAUGGGAGACUACCCCAACAAAAUGUAUGAAGUUACACAACGUUCUCUACCUGAGCGUGUAGCGGCUCAAAAUGCAUUGAACACCUUACGAUCCCGAUCUCAAUCACAAAAACACCAAAAAAAAUGUUUAAAACAAUCAAUAAAAGAUCAAGGUUUAGUGAUACAUCAUUCAAAAGAAAAAGAAAUACCGAUUGUAGAUGAAGUUAAUACAUUUGAUCAAAUGAGAUCUCACAAUAAUGAUUUCACAGAUUUACAAUCAUCUAAAACCGGUAAGAUGGCUAGUUUUAUUCAAUCAGAAACUAGAAAAUCAUUGAAUUCAGCUCGUUUUAACAACAAAACAAAACAUCUUGUUGUUAUAGGAAAUACUUCAACGUAUAUAGGAGGAGAAGUAGAUGCUAGAGCUGAAGUAAAAAUAUCAAGCGAAAAUAUGUUAACCCAUAAAUGGUUAGUUUAUGUGCAAUCAAAAGAUGCUAAAAUUAAUUUAGAAUCCUUUAUAAAAAAAGUUCGUUUUCAUCUUCACCCUUCAUAUCGCCCAAAUGACAUAGUAGACAUUAGAACGGCGCCUUUCCAAAUAGCCCGCAGAGGGUGGGGUGAAUUUCCAAUGAGAAUUCAGCUCUUCUUUCAUGAACAUCUACAACAAAAGCCUGUACAACUUAUACAUAAUGUGGUACUUGAUCGUACGUUAAGUGGAAUGCACACUCUUGGUUCAGAGACCUUAAUGGAAAUUUGGAUUCGUUCUGAUAUUAUAAUUACCAAAGCAAAAGAUGAGCCGUUGUUUGAUGUAAAGAAAAACGUCUAUGAAAAUAUACAACCGUUUACAAGUGAAAAUAUUUUUGAAACAGGCGAAAGAGAUCAUGGAAAUAACACGAAGCAUCGUAAAAUAUCCUUCACAAAUAACAAAGAAGAUUUAGACGAUAAUUUAUUCGGGGUUUUUAACAUGGAUUCAGCUUCUGCUGAUAUUACAAAAAUAGAGCCAUCAGUUGUCGUAAACGAACAGCUUGCAAAUAUUUCAAAUAAUAGUCCGAUUAAAAUAAUCUGCAAGAGUCUCCAAAAGUCAGACUGUUCAUCAAAUAAUGAAAUAAAUGACUCCCCUCUAAGCAAAGAUAAGAUAGUAUGCGCGAAUAGUGGUGAAAUAUCGGAACUGAACAGUAAAAGGACUAGCGAAGAAGAAAUUUUUACAAAAAGUGUUAUUGUUAGUCAAUCCUCUACUUCAAAUAUUAGUAAUACUCGAUGUAAUAUAUCAAACCUUAGAUAUGCAAAAAUUGUCAACACAAAAUCGACAAAUAAAAAUUCUGACAUAAGUAAAGAAGUUGUUACUACUAUAAAAAGUAGUAAAUCAAUGCAGCUCACAACUCCUAUGAUAAUGAAGCUUUCAACUACAAAUGUGGCCAAUGCCCAUCAAGUUUCAAACACUAACAGAAACAAUAAUAAUAUUGUUGCAUUAAGUAAAGUAGGAAAGUUUAUGCCAUUAAAGAUUACAAAUAUGAAUAAAUUUGUCGCGCUAAAUAGUAAUUCUGCUUUCGCAAAUAUGCCUGUGGAGAAUGCAGAUGAAAAAACUGUGUUGCAAAAGAAAUUGGUACAGUUGGUGGAUGCGGAGGGCAAAAUAAAAUUUAUGCAAGUUUUAGUGGCUACAACACAAAAACCAGUAGGGGACGCGAAAAUGGGAAGCUUAUUAAAUGGAACUGCUGACUCGUCUCAAAAUUUGGAUAGUGUAUUAUCUGAAUCAAGAAAGAAAAAUACAUUUACCGACUCCUCUUUGGCGAUGGAAAAGCAUGCCUCAAAACUAUUAACCGUUUCAAAUGAUGUUAAUCGUAGCAAUUUUUUAGUGACAAAUAAUAAUGGUAAUUUCCUUGCAACAAACAACAUAUACAAUUCAAAAAGUAAAAAUAAUUCUGUAAGCUCUCAAAAACAAAUGGUUUUUCAAAAAGGAGGAAAAUUAUUCAUUAUUGACCCCUUACAAAUGAAAUUGAAGCAGGAACGAAAGAAACAAGUUUCCUUAUUGAAACCGCAAACCAAUUUACAGAGGCAACAUCAACAGCAGAUGCCAAAGCAAAAAGUACAACAUAAAGCUCUACAAAGUAUGCUAUAUGAUCAUGAUUAUACACACUCUUCGGUAAAACUUAGUAAAGACAACAUCACAUUAAGCAAUCCAGAAAUGAUAUCAGGAUCAAUUAAAUCACAUGUACCGGAACUCCAUUUGGGUAUAAGGCAAACACGGGCCAAAGCAAGUAGUGCGUUUGAGCUUCUGCAGCAGUGUAGAAGUAAAUUCGAACAAGAGUUUUUGAAUCAAAAUUAUAAUUCAAUGAAUUCCGCUAUAGACUACAUAUUACGACACUUACCUCUUAUUUCACCCAAAAAUACUUUAGCAUCCGCUUUCUCUUUCGUAAGCAAUAGCGAAAAGGAAUUCGACUUAAUGCCCGUUUUAAAACAACGCGCAUGCGAAUGGUUGCGCGCUAAAUACAUCACUUGCUUUGUUCGCAACCACAAAUAUUUAAAAGCGAUUACUUCUAAUAACAAAUGGCGGUUUUGGAGCACACGUGAAGUACUAGUUUAUGCUCGUUAUCACGCAUUCACCCCAAAGAUGAAGUCAUUUGACAUAACUCUAUCCUACCCGGUGCAAGUACAAAAUAUGCCUGACCAGCUUACUGAACCAGAGAAAUUACAAACUGAUAAUCUAUUGCAAGGACAUGACUUUUCACAGUUUGUCAAAAACGAAGUUAAAUUCGAGCAGAAGUAUAUACAGUAUGAAUCAAUAACUCCAAAACAUCGUAUUACAUCUUGGCUCGAUUGUGGGUGCCAAAAUAUUAUUGACCAAGAAACUGGUGUAGAAUUCUCCGAGGAGCCAAUUGAUAUCAUUAGUAUAUCGAUGUCAAAGAAUCGUAACAGAUUUAAUAUAGAACAUCUACGAUCAAAUCCAAAUCGUUGUGAACAAGAACAGCAGUUCUAUUUAGCAAUCCCGGAACACCUAGAAAAGUCUUCUCAACUUGUAAGCGAUAUUUGCAGAGAUUUUAAUAUACAACUGCAACCGGAACAAAUUGGUGGAAAUUUAAUAUAUCCUUUAGCGCAAACAGUAUUGUCCCAGUGUUUAAACACAUUCAUUGAAAAAAUUAUAAGACGUGCAGUAGCCUCAAAGCAAAAUCCACCAACUACUGAUAGUCUGAAUAUCACAACGCAAGAUAUUGGGAAUGUUUUGGUUCGGCACGCUGAGUUUGACUUUCUAACAAACAAAUAUUUUGGAAUUCAUAAAGAUAAUAGUCGCUAA